AGAAAUUGGAUGGACUGCUCGAGUAUGGAGCAUCCAAGGCGAAAAUAAAGUUCAUUCCUUUACUCCAUACACACUUGAAUCACUAGUUCUCAGAUACUUCCUGGGACAUAACUCUCUUCAAACCAGUUAACUUCCUUGCAGAUCAGCCACUUCAUUGUAGCAGAUAAAAGCACAUGACCAAGAUGACCUCGCAAGCCAAUCCUAUUGUUUUUUUCGAUAUAAACCUUGCUGGGGAGCCUCUGGGCCGGAUCAAAAUAGAACUCUUUGCAGAUGUCACCCCGAAAACAGCAGAGAAUUUCCGACAGUUCUGUACUGGAGAAAGCAAAAACCCACAAGGACGUCCCCAGGGCUAUAAAGGGUGUAAAUUCCACCGGGUGAUCAAAGACUUCAUGAUCCAAGGUGGAGAUUUCAUUAAUGGCGAUGGCACAGGCAGUCUUUCUAUCUACGGGACCUCGAGGUUUGCGGAUGAGAACUUCGCUCUGAAGCACGAUCGUGCUGGCUUACUGAGCAUGGCGAAUGCUGGUCCGAAUACAAAUGGCUGUCAGUUUUUCAUCACUACAACCGCAACGCCAUUUCUCAACAAUAAACACGUUGUUUUUGGCCAAGUCAUCGAUGGCAUGGAUAUCGUCCACAUGAUUGAGCAUACUCGCACUACUCGAGAAAAGCCUAAUCAGGAUGUGGUUAUUGCCCAGUGUGGAGAGAUGUAGAGUGGGGUAUUUGAUAUUCCUACAGACAUACAGACAUCCAGACAUAUGAUACUUAAAAAGGAUUGUCACCCAUUUAAAUAAAUAUCGAACGUCAAACGUCGAAACUAUCUGACCUGCAAAAUCGAUAGUUGCCAUCUUUUCAAGACUUGAAAAAAGUAGGACAGGGACAAUUUGUAGUUUGAAUAGAAACAAUUGCAUGACGAGGCCGAUAUGCCAUAAUCGAUCAUAUAUAACACCAACAGCUGCUGCUAGAUUACAACUUGAAUCGAUUGAGAUAAUCGGUAGCCUGUGCAAUCGCAUCGUCGACUUUAUCGGGGUUGAUACCAUUCCCGAUAGAUGUUGAGCCUUUGCCUCCAGCUUUACCUCCGAUCAUACUAGAGACGACACCGGCCCACUCACUUGCCGAG
Molecule: messenger RNA, 1114 nt
Organism: Penicilliopsis zonata CBS 506.65
Lineage: Eukaryota; Fungi; Ascomycota; Eurotiomycetes; Eurotiales; Aspergillaceae
Exons: 4
Coding region: 183-707 (174 amino acids)
Biological process (GO): protein peptidyl-prolyl isomerization; protein folding
Cellular component (GO): intracellular membrane-bounded organelle
Molecular function (GO): peptidyl-prolyl cis-trans isomerase activity
Source: RefSeq, a predicted model, not a curated record